Messenger RNA from Fomitopsis serialis, 267 nucleotides. RefSeq lists its product as uncharacterized. NCBI's taxonomy places the organism in Eukaryota, Fungi, Basidiomycota, Agaricomycetes, Polyporales, Fomitopsidaceae. Gene Ontology annotation, molecular function: RNA helicase activity. Gene Ontology annotation, cellular component: cytoplasm. Gene Ontology annotation, biological process: nuclear-transcribed mRNA catabolic process, nonsense-mediated decay. The record is from RefSeq and is a predicted model, not a curated record. The transcript has 2 exons. Bases 1 to 267 code for a protein of 88 amino acids.
AUGCUUCAAGAAUUCAACGUCGACUCAUUCCAAGGCAACGAGCAAGCAUACAUCCUCAUCUCCAUCCAUCGUGCGGACAAACUUGGCUUCCUCGCCAACUUGCGACGAUUAAAUGUCAUACUCUCGUGCUGCAAACACGGCAUGGUCAUCUGCACAAGCCGGGCAUUCAUGGAGGGCAAGGCCAGAUCCUCGCUCGAGGGCCAACUCGCGAAGGAAUGGGAGGACGGACGGGUUUCCUGGCGGGACACGUUGCGGGGCAGGUUCUAA